CCUGUCGGAUCGCAAGUUACGACAUUUUGAUCAACGGGAGCUCGCUGGCUGUGAAGGUUCUCCCUUUCGCGCGCUCGGCCAAAUACCAUAAAUCCGCCGAACUGAGGGAUUCGCCGGGAUUUAACGCGCGCAAAAAAACCGUUUGGCUGGAUUUAGCUUAAAUCCGACUUAAAUCCCGCUGUAAAUCCGAUACCAAACAGCCCCUAAAACACCAAAUUUUUUACCGAACAUAAAAAGGAGAGAGAGGGAGAGGGAACGGGAGCGCUGGGGUUGCUGUUUACAUGGCGACCUCGCAGUCCCAGGCGGUGAAAUGCCUCAAUACCUCGACAAACGGUCGGCGUUUUGUGUUCAAGACUUUUUCUCAGCGAGUGGAGGAAAUUGAUAUCGAUGUAUUCCGUAGCCUGGAACACGUUGGGUCCGAACCCAAGGAUGGCUCUUCCUUCUUCCGGGAGGCUUUAUUAUACUGGAGAGAGCUUAACACAGCAGAGGACUUUAUAUCAUUUUAUGACGAGAUGAUGCCAUUAGUCCAAACUUUGCCUCAGAUAAUACUGCAGAAAGAGUUAAUAUUCUCGGAACUUGUUGGGAGAUUGCAAAUGGGAGCAAAGCUGUCUCUCGAACCAAUCCUAAUGUUGAUUGUUGCUUUUUCAAGGGAUGUCCUUGAAGAAUUUUUGCCUUUUUUGGAAAGGUUUGCUAGCUCUUUAACCAAUCUUCUUUCUAGCGGAGGAGAUCGUGAUCCUGAAGUCCUUGAGCAGGUCUUCACGGCUUGGUCGUAUAUCGUUAUGUAUUUGCAAAAGAAUCUUGUAAAGGAUGUUGUCAACUUCCUGAAAAUUACAGCCCAACUAAGGUACUAUCCAAAGGAUUAUGUCCAAGAAUUUAUGGCUGAGGUUGUUUCAUUUUUGUUACGGAAUGCUCCUUUAAAUCAACUUAAAAAUGGGAUCAGAAAAAUAAUAAUGGACGUGGUGAAAGGUUCAUCCGCUGCAAAGAAACUUGGGGCUGCGGCUUUAUUAUGGCAUGUUUUGAGCAGAACCUCCUCACGACUUCAUUCAAAAGCGAGGCAAGUUUUGCUAUUGUUAAUGGAAGAAUCUGUUCUAAGCGCGAGAGAUAUUCCUCAAGGUUCAGAAGCUGUACUUGAUGUUGUAAAUAGUAUUUUGCAUAGAUUCUUUGAAGAGAUAGAUCACACAGAGCAGAAGGUUGUAUUUGAAUGCUUAUUUGAGAGUAUAUAUUGUAGCAUAAAGAAGGGUUGCUUGGCUCACUUAGUUCAGUUACUGACCCUCCUAACGACUGCUGUUCGUCUUAGCAAGGGUGGCAAAUGCUUUGAUGGAGACAAAAUGAUAGAGCUUAUUAGAUUGCUCAUGCAUUCCUGCAUUGUUUCUGCGGAAAUCAUUAACUCAAGAGACUGUUCUUCUGAGGCUGCAGUGCCUGUCGUUUCUAAUAAGAUUUUGCAGUUAGUGCUUUGUCUGCUGGACAUGCCUCAAAAAAGUUCUUAUAUAUACAUAACAAUGGAAAUAGUCCCAGCAUUUAAGUUGGAACAUUCAAGUUUGCUUAUGUUUGUUAAAGGACUCGUUCAUAAGGAUCCUGAAGUUGUACUUGCCUGCAGAACUUAUAUAGUCAGUACCAUUGAUGAAAUGAUUGAGACCUCACCAGAUGAAGUCCUUGUAUUGAUACUGGAAUUUUUUGAGAGACAAUCCAGUAAUAUUCUUGAUGGAAUUCCACGGAGGACAUGCAAAUUCUUUAUUGAGACAUUAAAUUAUUGGGCUAACCUAUUAAGUGACAUUUCAACUAUCAACAGUGUCUCAGAUCUUUCGUCCAAGUUAGCUGUUUUAUGGGGAGUUAUAAGAUGCUACCCAUCUUUUGAAUGUACAGGGGGAAGUCCAUUGCUAAUCAGGAAUUUGAUUGGAAUUCUUGAUCAACUCUUGGAAGUCAAUGCUGAUAGCAUUGCAGGUGUUCCAAUGUCCGUUUGGCAAGAUCUACUUGGUGCUACUUUGAAUUCUUAUCAUAAGCUGUUAUUGCAUGAGAGUAGCGGGCCUUCAGAAGCAUACAUUUUUCUGCAUAUGGCUAAAAAACACAAAUCAUCUCCCAGAAUUUUGUCUGCUGUAGCUGAAUAUUUGGAAACUUUCUUAUGGUCAAAAGAUGAUGCUGGUGUCUCCCAGCGUAUGUUCGCUGAAGUUGACGUUGAAGAUGCUCAGGAUUCAAUCAGGAUUUUUGCAGAUAACUUAAGCCUACCUAAUAAGGAAAUUCGAAUAUCAACCCUAAGAAUUGUUUCUCAUUAUAAUUUUCCGGUUGAGCCUCCUACAAGUGAAGAUCGGCCUCUCAAGAAAGUUAAAUACGAGGAAUCUGACUCAGCUAAAGUUUUUGAAUGCAUAAAUGUCGUUGAUCUUCUACUUUCAAUCGAAGCAACUCCAAUUUCUGUGUUGACAAGUCGAAAGGUUGCCGUCUUAAUCUCCAGAUUACAGAUGGUCGUUGCAUCUGGAAAGCUACAUGAUGAUUAUGUUCCUCUAAUAUUUAAUGGGGUUAUUGGCAUCUUACAUAAUAGAUUUUCUCUUCUCUGGGAUCCUGCUUUGGAAUGUCUUACUACUUUAAUUAGAAGAUAUAGUAGAAUUGUUUGGAAUCAAUUUGUCCAGCAUCUUGAAUAUUACCAACUGAAGUCUCUGUCCGGUAACAACGCUGCGACUAAAUUGAAUUCUGAAACUCCUCAACCAAAGAGUAUACCCUCAUGCUAUGCACUAACUCUUGUCCAGUGCUUCAACAUGUAUCUAGAAUAUGAAUUUGAUAGUACACCAUGCAUAACGGUGAUGGCUCUUUUGCUUAAAACUCUUCAAAAAAUAUCUGCAAUCGCAGAAUCUCAUUCCGGCCAACUUAUCCCUCUAUUCUUGAAAUUUUUGGGCUAUACUGAUGUUGACAAAUUCAGUGUUGAAUCAUUUAGUGAGUAUAAGUGCAAAAGAAAGGAAUGGAGAUCAGUUCUCAAAGAAUGGUUGAGCUUAUUGAAACUAAUGCACAAUUCCCGAUCUUUGUAUAAAAGUCAACUUCUCAAGGAUGUUCUAAUGAGCAGGCUUCUUGAUGAAGUCGACCCUGAUAUACAGUUGAACGUUAUAGAUUGUUUAUUAAACUGGAAGGACGACUACCUCAUUCCAUAUGAUCAGCAUCUAAAAAACCUGAUCAUUUCAAGGAAUAUUCGUGAGGAACUCACUACCUGGGCUGUUUCUAAAGAGUCUGAAUAUAUUCAGGAAGAACACAGGGCUCAGUUAAUUCCUGUUGUUGUUAGAUUGUUAGCACCAAAAGUGAGGAAGAUAAAAACACUUGCAUUACAUAAGCAUGCAGGUAUGAACAUUCGAAGGGCAAUCCUUUGUUUUUUAGCACAACUUGAAGUUGAUGAUCUUCAUCUCUUCUUUUCUUUACUGUUGAAACCAUUGUUAUGGAACCAUCAUGGAGUCAAUGUUCUAGAUGGUUAUUCUGAUGGUAUAUGCAGCAGAUUUUCAGGCCAAUGGCAGUCGCUUAUACCUUUGAAUUGUUCAAUCACUGAAGCCAUUGCAAAUAUAUCAUUGAAGAGGAAAUACGGAUUCUUAUAUGUAUUAGAAGAUGUCCUUAAAACCUUUGAUGAGAUACACAUCAGGCCAUUUCUUAGGCCAUUAAUGACAUUUGUUGUCUUGAUUCUUGAGAAUUGCAUGUCAAACAUCAAAAAUGAAGUUGGCAGAAAGAUUUGUGCUUCAGAAAAAUGUGUUGCUGGGGAUUUGGAGGUUGAUGUUGCAGAAAAUUCAGCACAUAAUUUCCUUGUGAUGAGCGCAUCUGGUAAACAGUUAAAGGAUUUGCGAUCUUUAUGUUUGAAGAUUUUAUCUUCAGCUCUGAGCAAGCAUGACAGCCAUGACUUUGGUUGCGAGUUCUGGGACAUUUUCUUCAAUUCUGUAAAACCUCUAAUAGACAACUUCAAGAAUGAGGGUUCUAGCAGUGAAAAACCAAGCUCACUAUUUUCUUGCUUUCUGGUUAUGAGCCGAAGCCCUGUGCUUGUAUCAUUCUUAAAUAGGGAGGCAAAUCUUGUGCCUGCAAUCUUUUCAAUUCUUACUGUAAGGACUGCAUCUGAUGCCAUUAUAUCUUCAGUACUUGGUUUUAUAGAGAAUUUGUUGAACCUGGAAACUGAUUCUGAUCUAGAGAAUGACUCUAUAAAAGCAGUUUUCUAUCCUCAUCUUGAAGUACUUGUCAAGAAUUUUCAUGAACUUAUUCUGUCCAACGAAGAUUCACACAGGAAAUCUGCCAUUUGGCCGGGAAAGAGAGAGCUGAGGAUAUUCAAACUGAUAGCGAAGUAUGUGAAAAGUCAAUCGAUAGCUCUUCCGUUCCUGGAUAUAUUACUCCCUUUUUUCAAAAGGAAAGCUUUAGAUUUUGAUGAUUGCUUGGAAGCCUUGCAUGUUAUGAAGGGGAUCCUACAGUAUUUACCUGUCAAUGUUGAGAAGACAUCAGGGAAGAUUCUAAAGUCUAUCUUUCCAAUCCUUGCAGUUGCAGGAGUAGAUGUUCAGCUCUGCGUAUGUGAUAUUAUUGAUAGCCUUGCACUGAUUGAUCCAUCUUUAGCAUAUCUGGCUAGGCUUCUUCGUGACUUAACUGCGGUAUCUUCUAUGGAUAUUGGAGAGUUUGAUUAUGAUACAAGAAUCAGUGCAUAUGAGAAAAUUAACCCAGAGUUAUUUUCUUUUCUUGGAGUCAAUCAUGCAUUACUUAUCCUGUCGCAUUGUAUAUAUUAUAUGUCAUCUGAUGAAUUAAUCCUUCGGCAAUGUGCAUCUAAAUCAUUGCAAGCAUUUGUUCAGUUUGCUUCUUCAUAUCUAAAAACAGAUGCAAAGAAUUCUUACACACAUGAUGCUGUAUGUAAUCAAUCAUCUGGUCCAGCUGUAGAAACAAGCAUUGAAACCAAUUGGACAAAGGCCUGCAUUCUAUGGAUAAUAAGUGAUGUUCUUUUGAAGAAUAUGAAAGAAGCUUUGACAAAGGAAAUCUCCAUCCAAAAAGAAUGGAUGACUCUGUUGCGUGAUAUGAUUUAUAAUCUUCAUGAAGUUCCAGCUCUGAGCACAUUUAGACCUUUAUGUAGCGAGGAUCCUGAAGUUGAUUUUUUUAACAAUAUCCUACACCUGCAGAUACAUAGGAGGAGAAGGGCCUUGAUGCGGUUUAUAAAUGUCAUUAAUGCUGGAAAUUUCACAGAGAACAUUGCUGUAAGCAUAUUUGUUCCUCUGUUUUUAAGUAUGAUGUUUGAAGUGAAAGAUGGGAAAGGGGAGCAUAUACGAGAAGCAUGCUUGGAUUCACUUGCUUCUAUUUCAAAUAAGAUGCAAUGGGAGUCGUAUCGUUCCUUCCUAAUGAAAUGUUUCCGUGAGAUUACUGUUCGUCCAGAUAAACAGAAACUGUUAGUAAGGUUGAUAUGUGCUAUAUUGGACAAGUUUCAUUUCUUUGCUUCUAAGUCUUGUGAAAGAGAUGAAGUUGGUUCUUGUGAUGCUCUUUGUUCUGGUAAUCCUCAAGGGAAUGCAAUAGUGACAUUACAGGAUAGUACUUCUGUUAAAGCUAUUCCUGAAAUACAAUCUUAUCUUCAAAAAACAGUCCUUCCUCAAAUUCAGAAGAUCCUAACUAUGGAUUCUGAAAAGGUCAACGUUAAUAUUAGUCUUGCUGCCCUGAAGUUACUGAAACUGCUACCAUUGGAUACUAUGGACUCGCAACUAUCAAGCAUCGUUCACCACGUUUGUACAUUCCUAAAGAAUCGUCUUGAAAGCGUGAGAGAUGAAGCACGAUCUGCUUUGGCUGCAUGUGCCAAGGAGUUAGGAUUGGAAUAUUUGCAUUUUAUAAUUAAAGUCAUGCAAUCAAUUCUUAAGCGAGGGUAUGAAAUGCAUGUUUUAGGAUAUAGCUUGAAUUUCAUCUUAUCUAAGAUUCUCAUAGGAAAAUCAACAGGAAGCUUGGAUUACUGUUUAGAAGAACUCGUAUCUAUUGCUGAAAAUGACAUUUUUGGAGAUGUUGCCGAGGAGAAAGAGGUUGAAAAAAUUGCUUCAAAAAUGAAAGAGACUAGGAAAAGUAAAUCUUUUGAGACUCUCAAAUUGAUUUCACAGAGCAUUACUUUUAGAACGCAUGCUAUGAAACUGCUUUCUCCCAUACAUAAUCACAUUGAGAAGCAUCUCACACCAAAAAUAAAAAGGAAACUUGAGAUAAUAUUGUCCCAUAUUGCAUCUGGAAUUGAAAGUAAUCCAUCUGCCCAAACUGCUGAGUUAUUUAUCUUUGUUUAUGGGCUUAUUGAAGACAAUAUUGCAGCUGAGCUCUCUUACAGAAAAGAAAGGUCUGAAACUGCAGAAAAUGAAACGUCAAGCUUUGAUGUUAUUGUCAAAGAAAAACCACUUCGCAAAAGUGCUUGUUUUUUGAAAAAUUCUUAUCUCAUUACUGGAUUUGCCCUCGAAAUGCUGCAUAAUCGUUUGAAGAAUAUAAAGUUGGACAAGAACGACCAGCAGCUACUAUCAAUGUUAGACCCAUUUGUCAAACAGCUUGGUUACUGUCUGAAUUCUAAAUUUGAAAGUGUUUUGGCCGCAACAUUCAGAUGCCUUGCUCCAUUGUUUAAGCUUCCCCUGCCAUCAAUGGAUAAAGAAUCUGAUAAGAUCAAGUCAUUGCUCCUGUCUAUUGCUCAGAGAUCUGGAGAUGGAAGCAGUUCAUUGGCCCUAUCCUGUAUAAAGUUGCUUACGAUGCUAUUACGGAAUCCUAGGAUUUCAAUUUCACAUGGCGAACUUCACAUGAUCAUUCGAUUUCCAAUGUUUAUAGAUAUUCAAACAAACCCUUCCACUUUAGCACUCUCACUUUUGAAGACAAUCUUUGCACGAAAACUAGUAGUUCAUGAAAUUUAUGACAUCAUUUUGCGAGUUGCUGAACUAAUGGUCACAAGUCAGUCAGAACCAAUUCGCAGGAAAUGCAGCGAGAUACUCUUACAAUUUCUUCUCGAGUAUCAGCUCUCUGAUAAACGAUUGCAGCAACAUAUGGAUUUCCUGCUGUCAAAUCUUAGCUAUGAACAUCCAUCGGGAAGAGAGUCUGUGCUUGACAUGCUUCAUGCUAUUUUGAUUAAAUUUCCUAGGAGUGUUAUAGAUAGUCAUGUGCAGACAUUUUUCCUUCACCUGGUGGUUUCCUUAGCCAAUGAGCAGGACCAAAGGGUCCGUUCAAUGGUUUUAACUGUUCUAAAAGAACUGAUCAGUCGGACUAGUCAGCAGAUGCUGCAGCCAAUUCUAGAAUAUACCCUGUCAUGGUACUUUGGCAAGAAACAAUAUUUAUGGAGUCCAUCUGCUGAGGUUAUUGGGUUAUUGAUUGAAGUAUGGAGAGGAGGACUUAAGAGACAUAUUAUUGGUAUAAUGCAAACUGCUAGAAAUAUCUUGAAAGUUUCUGUAGAUGCAGUUGAUAUAGCAGAACUUGGAGUUUCAAAAGAACCGGUGGUUCCAUGCUGGAAAGAAGCUUAUUAUUCACUUGUUAUGAUUGAGAAGAUGUUUCUUCAAUUUUCAGAACUUUAUUUCCAAUCGGAUUUUGAGGAGAUAUGGGGAUUGAUCUGCAAAUUUUUGUUGCAUCCUCAUUUAGGGUUGCGUAACAUUUCCAGUCGGCUUGUGGCCUUGUAUUUUACUGCUGUAUCUGAAGCAUGCAAAGGUGAUAGUGAGAAAAUGAUCCAAAAGAAUCUUUUUCUUAUCAAUCCUAGCAGACUAUUUGCAGUUGCUGUUUCCUUCUUGAAGCAACUUGAGGGACAGGUCAUUGAUGAUGCGAGUGGCAAUAUGAUUACUCAAAAUCUUGCAUUUUCAAUAUGCAGUUUGCAUUCAUUUGCGAAACAUAAGAGUCUGACACCAUUGCACAAAUUAUGGUCGAUGCUUGCUGCUUGCGAGCAAAGCUCUUACCUUGAUGCUUUUGAUUUACUCGGUUCAAGAAAGGCGAAAAGGAUCUUCCUGCUUUCCACCAGUGUUACGGCCCAAUCUUCAACAGCAUCUGAGAAUGAAGACCUUCAGUCACUAUUAGUUAAACCGCUUUUGAAGAGGUUGGGAAAGAUAGCAAUGGAAAAAGAGAAUUUUCAGAUGAAAAUUGUAUUUAACUGCAUAAGAACGAUCUCCUCCCAAAUUGGCGUGGAAGGUUCCCGUGAGUAUGCUAUCUACAUAAUACUUCCAUUGUAUAAAGCUUGUGAAGGGUUUGCUGGAAAGGUCGUCGAAGAUGAGAUUAAGCAACUUGCAGAAGAAGUUCGUGAUGGUGUACGAGAUAUUUUGGGAGUUGAGAACUUCAUACAGGUCUACAAUCGGAUCAGAAAGAACCUCAAAGGGAAGAGAGACCAUAGGAGAACCCAGCAGAAGCUGAUAGCUGUAAUGAACCCCAUGCUCCAUGCCAAGAGGAAGCUUAGAGUUGCAGCCAAGCAUCGAGCAUAUAAAAGAAGGAAAUUUGAUGCAAUGAAGAUGCGUUGGAAAAGAACUUAGAAAGCUUUUUCUUUGUUCAUUCACAAUUUUGUCUUUUGCUUUGUUUUUUAGCCAUAAAUGAAAGAAAACAUUUGAUAAAAAUGAAUUUUGAAAAAUGUAAUUGGAAAUUUGUUGGAAGGUAAUUUAUGGAGGAGUUAUGGUGUGGAGCUCGAUUAUUUUCA
This is a messenger RNA of Dendrobium catenatum, 8590 nucleotides long. RefSeq names its product small subunit processome component 20 homolog. The record is from RefSeq and is a predicted model, not a curated record. The coding region runs from base 282 to 8429 and encodes 2715 amino acids. Lineage: Eukaryota; Viridiplantae; Streptophyta; Magnoliopsida; Asparagales; Orchidaceae. The transcript has 31 exons. Gene Ontology annotation, cellular component: nucleolus; small-subunit processome; 90S preribosome.